Arachis ipaensis is the source of this 1479-nucleotide messenger RNA. The record is from RefSeq and is a predicted model, not a curated record. NCBI's taxonomy places the organism in Eukaryota, Viridiplantae, Streptophyta, Magnoliopsida, Fabales, Fabaceae.
AUGGAACUCUCCAAUAAUAUUGAUAAUUUUAUGCAAAAAACUAGAGCUUCACUUAGGAACUUAGAGAUUCAAGUGGGUCAGUUGAGUAAGCAAGCAUCUGAGAGGCCUCCUAAUGCUCUUCCUAGUGACACAGUACCUAAUCCAAAGAAGGAAUGCAAGGCCAUCCAUCUGAGAAGUGGUAAGGUAACAGGUUCAGUGGAAAAGGUUAGUGACGAGCCAGUUGAAAAAGAAGCUACAGAGAAGAAAAAUGAAGAGGUAGAGCACACCCCCUAUAGACACCCAAACAACCCAUUUCUGGUUGAUCUUGAGAAGUAUUCGACGCUACCUAAGACUCUUGAGUACAAGCCUAAGUAUCUUAAGAAGGCUUCCAAGGACAAGCAAUUCUCCAUAUUUUUAGAAGUCUUUAGGAAGCUUCAGAUCGAUAUUCCUUUUACAGAGGCCCUUGAGCAGAUGCCUCUUUAUGCCAAGUUUAUAAAGGAAUUGUUGACUAACAAAAGGAAUUGGGAUCUAGGGAGCUUUUUUAUUCCUUACACCAUUGGAGACAUCACUAUUCAGAGAGCUUUAUGUGAUUUUGGAGCUAGCAUCAACUUCAUGCCCCUUUCUUUGAUGAGAAAGCUCCAGAUUGAUGAGGUAAAACCCACUCAGGAUAAAAAUGCCUCUAUUAUUCUUGGGAGACCCUUUUUAGCUAUAUGUAGAGCUCUUAUUGAUGGUCAGGAGGUUGCCCUAAAUGUGCUUGAGGCUUUGCAACACCCUAAUGAUUUUGAAGGCUGUAUGAGAGUUAAUUUGAUUGAGCCUCUGAUUAAAGAGGUAUUUGAAGCUGAAGUGCUUGAUGAUAUUCUGGACUCUCCUUCUGAGGAUGAUUUGCUUGAGAUUGAUGAUUCACUUCCUCAGAAGGAGAAGCCUCACAUGCCUAGUACUAAGGAAGGGCCUCCGAAGUUUGAGUUGAAACCCUUGCCUUCCUCCUUGAAGUAUGCCUUCCUGAGCAAAUAUGAUACGUAUCUGGUGAUUAUUAGCUCCUCUCUGAGACAUGACGAGGAGUAUGCGCUACUUCAAAUUACUGUAGACCCUCAAGAUCAGGAAAAUAUGGCAUUCACAUGUCCCUUUGGAGUAUUUGCUAACAGGAAGAUGCCGUUUAGACUCUGUAAUGCCCCAGUAACUUUUCAGAAGUGUAUGCUCUCUAUUUUCUCAAACAUGGUUGAAAAUUUCAUUGAGAUUUCAAGUAAAGGAAUUGAGGUUGAUAAAGCUAAGGUGGAGGUAAUCAAAAAAUUACCACCACCCACUAAUGUUAAGUUGGUCUAUGGUAAGGCCUGUCACUUGCCAGUGGAGUUGGAGCACAGGGAAUAUUGGGAAACAAAGUUCCUAAACUUUGAUGCCAAGGCUGCAGGAGAGAAGUGGCUGCUUCAACUGAAUGAGCUUGAUGAGUUUAGAAAUUCUGCUUAUGAGAAUGCCAAGCUCUACAAGGAAAAGACUAAGUUGUGA